GGGACCCUGCUCGAGCUCCUGUCUCUGCUCCACCAUCCUCUGCCCCCGGCUACCAUCCGCGCCUCCGCCGCCGGCCGGCCGCUGCCCGGCUGAAUCCUCGAUCGAUGUGCCGCAACCACAAUACCGCCGGCCUUCUGCUGCGCGCUCCGCCGUUUCCCCCAGAUCCAGUAGGCCUCAACUUCCUGCUCUCCGGUUCUUCCCCCCCUCCUCCGAACAGUCCGAAGUGCUAGCUGCUGGCCGCACGACCGGACGUAGAGCCAAAAUUCACUGGCAGACCGAGUCGGGCGCAGGGUCUUAAGUGAAUGAAAGGGUGGGUUAAAAAACCAUGGCCAGCCCCCCUCAAGAAAUAUCGCCCGUAGGUUAACGCAGCCAAGCUUCUCCGAAGGGCGGCGUGUAUUCCAGCUGCAUGAGCUGUUUAUGCUACAAGCCUACAACUAGAAAUGCUGCUAUCUGAGGUGCCUUCCAUCUACCUAUGCCUUCUGCACUUCUUCAAGAUGCAUUGAGCUUUUAAUAGGUAUUGCUCACCAGUGUUCAUGAGCUUGUUACCUUCUUUGUUUUUUAGAAAAAAAAAGUGACCUUUGCAUACUUCACAUAGGAAUAGGAAGAAAGAAAUGAAUCUUGAGUCAAGAGUUCCGUCUAUUACACGCAAGCAUCAACAUGACCUUUCCAUCUCACAUAUAUACAGUUAGCUAGAAGUACUCAUUUGGUCCACUUAUAUUUUCCGUGAAGAAAAGCAACACAAUAAUGCCGACAAGGUUGAUCUUGCUGCCGUUUCUGCUGCUAGCAGCAGCAGCAGCAAUGGCUGCUUCCAGAGUUACUGCUGAAUCCAAUAACACAUCAGGCUGCCCUGAUAGCUGCAGCGGCAUAUCCAUCCAAUAUCCCUUCGGCAUCGGCACCGGCUGCUUCCGAAAUGGCUUCGAGAUCGUCUGCGACAAUGUAACGGGCAUGCCGGUGCUCGCCGGCACCACGAGGCCCGUCCCGGUGGACCUCCUGUCCAUCAAGACGGCGGAGGCCCGAGUGAUGCUGCCCGUCGCGUGGCAGUGCUUCAGCUCCGCAAAGACGGUGUACGACUCCAGCGAUGGCGACGUGAACUUCAACAGCGACGACGUGUACCGGAUUUCCAAUACCCACAACCAGCUCGUCGGCAUCGGCUGCAACACCCUGGGAUACACCCAGAGCCAGCGGAGCGAGGGCAACGGCUACUACCCCUACGCCUACUACACCGGGUGCCUGUCCUUCUGCAACAACUCCCAGAGCGCCACCGACGGCGCCUGCGCCGGCGUCGGGUGCUGCCACGUCGAGAUUCCGCCGGGCCUCACCAACAACAACAUGGGGUUUGAACUCUACAACCACUCGGAAGUCCUGGCUUUCAGCCCCUGCGACUACGUAUUCCUGGUGGACAAGGACAGCUACACCUUCCGCAAAGCUGACCUGAAGAUGGACACCAACACCAAGAUGCCGGUGUGGCUGGACUGGGCCAUCCGCGACAACCUCACGUGCGAACAGGCGAAGAAGAAGGAGAGCUAUGCUUGUAUGAGCACCAACAGUGAGUGCCUUGACUCUUCCAAUGGACCUGGCUACGUCUGCAACUGCAGCAAGGGCUAUCAAGGCAAUCCCUAUAUCGCCGAUGGUUGUACUGAUAUCAACGAGUGUGAUGAACAUAAUAAGGAGUAUCCAUGCCGAGGCGUUUGUGAGAAUACACCGGGUUCCUAUGAAUGCAAGUGCCCUAGAGGUACCCACAGUGCCGAUCCACUGAAUAUUCCCUGCAACCCCAAUUUUCCACUUGCAGCAAAAAUUGUCACAGGUGCAAUAGGUGGACUUUUCAUCGUAGCAAUCAUGGUGUUCAUCUUUCUUAUUGGCAAAGAGAAACGGAAGAUGAAAGAAUUCUUUAGAAAGAAUGGGGGGCCUAUAAUUGAAAAGGUCAAUAAAAUUAAGGUAUUCAAAAAGGUAGAGCUAGAGCCAAUACUAAAAACAAGUAAUCGUAUUGGACAAGGUGGCUUUAGUGAAGUUUACAAGGGGUAUCUUACAGAUGAAAUACAACCGGUGGCAAUCAAGAAGCCCAAGAUUGAUGUUAAAGUGGCAAACCAAUUUGCAAACGAAGUUAUCAUUCAAUCUCGAGUGUUGCAUAAGAAUAUUGUCAACCUCAUAGGUUGUUGCCUAGAGGUUGACGUCCCAAUUUUGGUCUAUGAGUAUGUGUCCAAUGGUAGCCUCGAUAAAAUUCUGCAUGACAACAACAGGCUGCCUCUUGACUUGGAUCUACGCCUACAGAUUGCUGCACAAUCAGCGAAGGGCCUAGCUUACAUGCAUUCAGAAAUCACAACACCAAUUCUCCACGGUGAUGUUAAACCAGCUAAUAUCCUUUUGGAUGAGGACUUUGUGCCAAAGAUCUCUGACUUUGGUACAUCUAGGAUGAUUGCCAUUGAAGAAAGUUACACAAGCACUAUCAUUGGUAACUUGGGCUACAUUGAUCCAGAAUAUGUGCAAACAGGCCUAUAUACGAGUAAAAGUGAUGUCUACAGUUUUGGAGUUGUGCUCUUAGAACUCAUUACAAGGAAGAAGAUCUUAGAUCCUGACAUCAAUAACUUGCUCGGGAAUUCCCUUGACACUUACACAAAGAAGAGGGGAGUGAUCGAGCUUGUUGACCCAGAAAUUUCAGCAAAAGGAACCAUUGGGAUUUUUCAUAGUUUGGCAGAUAUUAUUGUGCAAUGUCUAAAUCUUGAUGUUGAUCUAAGGCCAGAUAUGGCAGAUGUAGCAGAGCGUCUUCAAUUCCUAUUGAAGUGAU
Messenger RNA from Panicum hallii, 2782 nucleotides. RefSeq names its product wall-associated receptor kinase 2-like. The coding region runs from base 745 to 2781 and encodes 678 amino acids. Gene Ontology annotation, molecular function: calcium ion binding; polysaccharide binding; ATP binding. Gene Ontology annotation, cellular component: plasma membrane. The record is from RefSeq and is a predicted model, not a curated record. The transcript is spliced from 4 exons. Gene Ontology annotation, biological process: protein phosphorylation; cell surface receptor signaling pathway. NCBI's taxonomy places the organism in Eukaryota, Viridiplantae, Streptophyta, Magnoliopsida, Poales, Poaceae.